Oppiella nova is the source of this 369-nucleotide messenger RNA. NCBI's taxonomy places the organism in Eukaryota, Metazoa, Arthropoda, Arachnida, Sarcoptiformes, Oppiidae. The record is from the annotation of a GenBank genome assembly.
AUGUUUUUCAUACACGGAGGGGCUUUCAUAAUCGGGUCGUCCAAUGAAUAUCAUUAUAACGGAGAGGUAUUGGCCUCAAAAGGCGAUGUGAUUGUCGUUACAUUCAAUUAUAGAUUAAAUGGUUUUGGAUUCCUAUACACGGGAACUGAUGCCGGACCCGGAAAUGCGGGUCUCUGGGAUCAGGUGUUGGCACUGGAAUGGGUGCACAAGAAUAUCCAGAAUUUUGGUGGCGAUCCUAAACUGAUUACCGUAUUUGGUGAGAGCGCCGGAAGCAUAACUACCAGCGCUAUGAUCCUAUCGCCCAUAACUCGCAAUCUAUUCAAAAACGCUAUAAUGAUGUCGGGGUCGGCGUUGGGCGACACAGUAGGC